Molecule: messenger RNA, 825 nt
Organism: Microtus ochrogaster (prairie vole)
Lineage: Eukaryota; Metazoa; Chordata; Mammalia; Rodentia; Cricetidae
Product: phosphatidylethanolamine-binding protein 1
Biological process (GO): negative regulation of MAPK cascade
Source: RefSeq, a predicted model, not a curated record
AUGCCCGCAGACAUCAGCAAGUGGGCCGGGCCACUGAGCCUACAGGAGGUGGAUGAGCGCCCACAACACCCACUGCAGGUCACCUACGCUGGAGUGGAGCUGGAUGAGCUGGGCCAAGUGCUGACGCCUACUCAGGUUAAGAACAGACCCAGUAGCAUUUCAUGGGAUGGCCUUGACCCAGCGAAACUCUACACCUUAGUCCUCACAGACCCGGAUGCUCCCAGCAGGAAAGACCCCAAGUACAGGGAGUGGCACCAUUUCCUGGUGGUCAACAUGAAGGGCAACGACAUCAGCAGUGGGAAGGUCCUCUCGGAUUAUGUGGGUUCUGGGCCUCCCAGUGGCACCGGCCUCCAUCGCUACGUGUGGCUGGUGUACGAGCAGGACAAGCCACUGAAGUGUGAUGAGCCCAUUCUCAGCAACCGGUCAGGAGACCACCGCGGCAAAUUCAAGGUGGCGGCAUUCCGCAAGAAGUAUCACCUGGGAGCCCCGGUAGCCGGCACGUGUUACCAGGCAGAAUGGGAUGAUUAUGUACCCAAGCUGUACAAGCAGCUGUCUGGGAAAUAGGGGAGUCGCUUGCCAGUCCUAGCCACCCCCCUGCAGUGUCAUGGGGCUGAACAAUGAGUAACAAGACUCUCUCUUCUCCUCCCACCCUGCACAGGGGAGACUCCGGCUGUUUGGGGGCAGUAGUUUAGGUGACUCUUGCUUGUUGCUUGCCCUAAAGACUCCAGUUUGUUUUGGUCAAAUUUAAGCUCCAUCUGGUGGCUAUUUGCCACUGUGAUGGGGUUGUUAUUCUGUUUUUAAAAGAAUAGUAACUCCAAGAGUAGA